Vombatus ursinus (common wombat) is the source of this 1864-nucleotide messenger RNA. It is a transcript of the gene SLC46A1, whose product is annotated as solute carrier family 46 member 1. Bases 16 to 1404 code for a protein of 462 amino acids. Lineage: Eukaryota; Metazoa; Chordata; Mammalia; Diprotodontia; Vombatidae. The record is from RefSeq and is a predicted model, not a curated record. Gene Ontology annotation, cellular component: plasma membrane. The transcript is spliced from 5 exons. Gene Ontology annotation, molecular function: transmembrane transporter activity. Gene Ontology annotation, biological process: transmembrane transport.
GGGCGCGUGAGCACCAUGGACGCACCGAGCCUCGGGGAGCGCGCGGCCAAGGCCCCCAAAGAGCCCGCGGGGAGCGGGGCCCGACUCUGGCGGGGGUGGGGCCCCGUGGAGCUAGUCCUCUUCUUAGCCAACUUCUCGCUGGCCUUGCAGCGGCCGCUCACCACCCAGUACCUGUGGCACCGCCUGGGCGCCGAGGUGGGCUACAACGGCACCAGCCGGGGGGGCGGCUGCAACGACAGCGCGGACCCCAAGCAGCAGGAAGUGGAGACCCUGACCUCCCACUGGAAUCUCUACAUUGAUCUGAGCGGCUUCUUCGUGGGGCUUUUCUCGGCCACCCUCCUGGGCCCGUGGAGUGACCGCGUUGGGCGGCGCCCGCUGCUGGUGCUGGCCUCCUUCGGCCUGCUCCUUCAGGUCAUCGUGUCCAUCCUCGUCGUGUCCCUGGAGCUCCACGUCGGCUUCCUCGUGCUGGGUCGCCUGCUGAGUGCCUUCCUGGGGGACUACAAUGCCCUGCUGGGCACCGGCUUUGCCUCCGUGGCCGAUGACAGCACCCCUCGCACCCGUACCUUACGCAUAGCCGUGUUGGAGGCCUGCCUGGGGAUAUCCGGCAUGUUGGCCAGCAUAGCAGGGGGCCACUGGAUCAAGGCCCAGGGCUACACCAACCCUUUCUGGCUGGCGCUGGCCAUGCUGAUCACCACCACGCUCUACUCGGCGUUUGUGUUCCGAGAGUCAGUGCCUAAUCCGCAGAAGGCUUCUCUCUUCACUCUCCAGCAUUACCGCUUGAUAUUCCGGCUCUUUGCAUCCCCUUUCCCGGGGAAAUCCAGGAAGCAUUUGGCUCUCUACCUGCUGGCCCUCUUCCUGGUGCUCACCAUUCAUUAUGGAACCUGGGACAUUGUGGUCCUGUAUGAGCUAAGCUGGCCUCUCUGCUGGGGCUCCGAUCUGAUUGGCUACGGCUCAGCUGCCCAGCAUCUCUCCUACCUCGUCGGCCUGGUGCAGCUGUGGGUCUUCCAGCUAUGCCUAAAGGACAGCUGGGUGGCAGAGAUCAGCCUCGCCUUCAACAUUGUGGGAAUGGUGGUGUUUUCUCUGGCCAAAACCACGGCACUGAUGUUUACAGGGUAUGGGAUCCUCUCUUUCUCGUUGGUGGUUACGCCAGUGAUCCGAGCCAAGCUCUCCAAGCUGGUGAACAAGACAGAACAGGGAGCUCUUUUCUCGUCCAUCGCCUGUGUGAGUGGGAUCUCCAUGCUAUCAGCAACGGGAAUCUUCAACUCCCUCUAUCCAGCCACCCUCAACUUCAUGAAGGGCUUUCCCUUUCUCCUGGGAGCGUUUGUUCUUCUCAUCCCGGCCAUUCUGAUUGGGGUGCUGGAAAUCUUUGACCCUCGACCUGAAUACCAGCAAACACUCCACUGAAGCCCCCUAACCCACCCUCUGAGACCCAGCAGGAGAAGAGGUGGAGCAGAUUCUGAUCGCUGCUUCAGCAAAUGAGAACAGAGGGCAAGACGGGGCUUGGCAGCUGGACAAGUGUGGACUUCUACCCCAGAGGGCUUUACCCCAGGCCUUUCUGUCCUCAGAAGAGACAAAGUCAGACUAGUUGGUUAGGUAGAGUCAGACUGGCCUUGGGCAAAAUGGUGUGGGGGACAAACCUCCUUUUUUUUUUUUAAAGCAAAACUGGAAAUAUUAAGAAAUAACAUUUCUCUGACCUAAAAAUCCUCUGCAAACUUGUCUCUUUAGGGAAAUGGGUAGAACAAAAGCCUUUCUGAGGGAAAUGGAUCCAGAUUCAGGACCGUUGUUGCGUCUGUCUCUUUGUGACCCCACUGGGGGUUUUCUUGGCAAAGAUACUGGAAUGGUUUGCCAUUUCCUUCUCCAGCUC